AUGGCACCAGUUCAGGAUCAGCCAAAUGAUGAUAUUUCAUGGCGCAUCCUGGUUGGUACAAUUGUCAGCAUUAUCCCGGCUACCAUUUGCGUAAUCUUGCGAUUUAUUGCCCGUCAUAUCGCUCGUGCUAGCCUGUGGUGGGAUGACUAUACCAUUGUGGGGGCUCUAACGAUCAAUUGGGCUAUGGAUUCUUUACGAUGGGCGCAGGUUGCGUUGUACGAUUAUGGUCAUCACGCUCAAUAUGUGUCACAAGAUAAACUUGAUGAAUUUGGAAAGAGCUUCACAGCUGUUCAAGUUCUAUACUUCACCAAUACCGUCUUUACUAAGGCGUCGUUACUGCUUCUCUUCUAUCGCAUUUUCGGUAUUGUCAGAAGCUUUCGUUGGGCCAUCUGGGUCGUUGCCUUUCUGGCUGUUGCCUACUUUAUCGCAUGUUCACUUACUGCGCUUGUGGGAUGUUUGCCACUAUCCAAAGCAUGGGAUACACGCGAGCCGGAUCGUUGCAUCAACGAAGUGACAUUCUUCCGUGCGAAUGGCAUUGGGAAUAUGGUCCUUGAUUUCAUCGUGCUCUGCCUCCCAUUUCCAAUGGCCUGGCGGCUAAAUACAACGACUCGACAAAAGUUUAUUCUAUCCGGAAUCUUCUUACUUGGUGGCUUCGUCUGUAUCGUCUCGAUUCUCCGUAUAGUCAGUGUCAAAUCAGCAGUCAUCCCCGAUCCGACCUAUACAAGCCUUGUCCCGGCCACUUGGUCCACGGUUGAGCAAUCCGUCGGGAUAAUAUGUGCCUGUCUUCCAACGCUUCGACCUCUCUUUCGCCGGUUCUAUGGCGCAACAAAAGUAGCCUCAACUAGAAAUAAUAGCGCUGAUGUUGUUUUCGCCCAGAAUCGGCCCUCAAUAUCUGGCCGAAGGUCGUUCUGUGAUGAGGAAAGCAGCUCCAUGAGCCGUAAUCCAUCUUGUUCGACACAACAGCACAACCGUCCCGCUUCCAUACGCCAGCUAAAUGAAUUGUCGGGUGGAUAUCGCAGUCCAACAUUUCAAUGA
Messenger RNA from Penicillium vulpinum, 1035 nucleotides. RefSeq lists its product as uncharacterized. Lineage: Eukaryota; Fungi; Ascomycota; Eurotiomycetes; Eurotiales; Aspergillaceae. The coding region runs from base 1 to 1035 and encodes 344 amino acids. The record is from RefSeq and is a predicted model, not a curated record. The transcript has 4 exons.